Messenger RNA from Orcinus orca (killer whale), 4771 nucleotides. RefSeq names its product ectonucleotide pyrophosphatase/phosphodiesterase 6 (gene ENPP6). The transcript is spliced from 8 exons. The coding region runs from base 91 to 1269 and encodes 392 amino acids. Lineage: Eukaryota; Metazoa; Chordata; Mammalia; Artiodactyla; Delphinidae. The record is from RefSeq and is a predicted model, not a curated record.
CCUAGAAGAGAGAAUAGCUACAGAUUCUCCAUCCUCAGUCUCUGCAAAGGGACGGCUGUGCCAGCCGUGCUCAGGCAGGCUCCUGGCAGCAUGGCAGAGAAGCUCGGGGCGCUCCUGCUGGCCCUUGUUCUCAGCCUGGCACAGCCAGCCCCGGCCCGCCGGAAGCUCCUGGUGUUUCUGCUGGAUGGUUUUCGCUCUGACUACAUCAGUGAUGAGGUCCUGGAGUCCUUGCCUGGUUUCAGGGAGAUUGUGAGCAGGGGGGUGAAAGCGGAUUACUUGACCCCAGACUUUCCCAGUCUCUCGUACCCCAAUUACUACAGCCUAAUGACUGGUCGCCAUUGUGAGGUCCAUCAGAUGAUCGGGAACUACAUGUGGGACCCCGCCACCAACAAGUCAUUUGACAUAGGAGUCAACAGAGACAGCCUGAUGCCUCUCUGGUGGAAUGGAUCAGAACCUCUGUGGAUCACUCUGACCAAGGCCAAAAGGAAGGUCUACAUGUACUACUGGCCAGGCUGUGAGGUUGAGAUUCUUGGUGUCAGACCUACUUACUGCCUAGAAUAUAAAAAUGUCCCAACGGAUAUCAAUUUUGCCAAUGCAGUCAGCGAUGCUCUUGACUUCUUCAAGAGCGGCCAGGCGGACCUGGUGGCCAUCUACUACGAGCGCAUCGAUGUGGAAGGCCACCACUAUGGGCCCUCGUCGCCACAGAGGAAAGAAGCCCUGAGGGCCGUGGACACCGUCCUGAAGUACAUGACCACGUGGAUCCAGGAGCGCGAGCUGCAGGACGACCUCAACGUCAUCAUCUUCUCAGAUCACGGGAUGACUGACAUUUUCUGGAUGGACAAAGUGAUUGAGCUGGAUAAGUACAUCAGCCUCCAUGACCUGCAGCAGGUGAAGGACCGAGGGCCGGUUGUGAGCCUGUGGCCGGCGCCCGGGAAGCAUUCUGAGAUAUAUAACAAAUUGAGAACAGUGGAGCACAUGACUGUCUACAAGAAGGAGGCCAUCCCGAGCAGGUUCUACUACAAGAAGGGGAAAUUUGUCUCUCCUUUGACCUUAGUGGCCGAUGAAGGAUGGUUCAUAACUGAGAAUCGAGAGACGCUUCCAUUCUGGAUGAACAGCACUGACAAGAGGCAAGGCUGGCAGCGCGGAUGGCACGGAUACGACAACGAGCUCAGGGACAUGCGGGGCAUCUUCCUGGCCUUCGGACCCGAACACCACGUUCCAGUUGCUAUGGGCAAUGCAUGGAGAGAAUUUCAGAGAAAACAGGAGUAACACCUGUUACUGAAAGACGGCAUCAGCUCUAGAGCAGAGGAGCUGGUGUCGGGAGUCUCGCCCACUGCCUCCUCUGGGACCUUCCUCUUGGCCAUUUGACGUCUCCAUGCCUGUCGGCUCUUUGCCUGGCCUGUGGGAUUAUGUGGCAGCAACAGCAAGGCUGGUCACAUUACUCACCUGGUUAAAAAACCACCCUUGUCUCUCUUUCCUGUGUAAUUAAAUUCCAAAUUCUGCUUCCCAUCCUUUUCUACAGUUUGACUUCCCCCUGCGUCUCUCAAUGCUUCAUCUCAAAUUUCUCAGCUUGGCCCCUGAAUGUGCCAGUGUCAACUCUCUUACAUUGGCCCCAUGUCUGGGAUGGACCUUCCCAUUCUCCAUCUAGCAAACUUUCAUUUGUCCUUCAGAGCCUAGACUCUCUGUAAGGCUUUUGUGCUUUCACAUUCUUUUCUUGUUUCGUUUAUCGCAAAGCAAGUCACAUUGCCUUGUAAUAAUUUGUUGUCAAGUGUUCUCCAACUAGGCUGAAGUUAAGCAGAAUGCCAGGAUUGAAUCUCCUUUUUUGGAGUCUCCAAACCAAAUCUGCAGCACCAACAAAGUCUGCCACAAAAUAGUUGAUAAUUGCCUGAUGAAAUGAAUGAAUUAUGGAAGGAAGGAAGGAAGGAAGGAAGGGAAGAGGUUAGGACACUCUGGUCAGUUCACCUAAAUCUGGACAGAGCUUCUCACAGUAACAAUGGGUUGGAAAAGCCAGAGCUAAGAAACAUUUUGUAGAAAGUAGAAGGAUUUGACAGAUGACUAAUGUGUGACACGGGAUCCAGAGGGCAGGGGUUUCUUUUUCAACAUUUCAGCGGGCCCCCUCUUUAGCCAUGAACACGAGGAAGUGUAGCAGAUGAGAAGAAAGGAAGAAAAGAUAAAUGAGCCCUGUCUUCACCAUGCUUAAUUCGACUUUUCAACAAGAUGCUAACACAAGCCUGUACAUCUCCCUACGGCUUGGAAGAGACAGAAGAAGGGGGUUCAGAGCCUUGGUUGCUAAAGACGUAGCAUGUGGAGAAGGAGGAAGAGUCCCAGUCACCGGCUCCCUCCCUCCCAUGCCUUCUGAGUCUGAUCUGCCUUUGCUACUGAGAAGUGAGGAGUGGAUGACAGGAGGAAGUGGAGAAAAGCCUUCAAAGGGAGGAAAGUGGUGUUUAUGAAAUCCCCUUCCUGGAAGAGCUGUGUUUCCACCCCUGCCCUUCUGCUGCUCAGGAAAGUCUGGCCUCAGUGUGGUGUCAGCAGGACAGGCAGGAGCUGAAUUUCCACCAUAUUCCAGAACCAGGUGGUGUUCAGAAGGACCCCUCCACUCCCACAGUGGCAUCUGGAGGGGAUGGGGGCAGUCUGUCCACUAGAAGCCCUUGAAACUGACCAGUCAGGUCGCAAUGCUGGGACAAGACCCUAAACUGAGGAGACUCUGCCGAAAGUUAAAUCAAAAUCCAGCAAGAUAGGGACAAUAGAGACGAAAGAAAGAGAAGGUCCAGAUAAGCAUGGCAGAAAAAAAGAGAGCCAGGAAUUUCUAGCCAGAAAUGUCAUAUUUUUGAAUACUACAUGAAAACAACAGAAGAAGAUACCGUAUAAAAUCAGAAAGACUAUCCUGCACCACAUCUCCUUCUAAAGUUUAGAAAAAUUAAUUUCAAAUAAAAAUGUAAAAAGUAUUGAAGUCAAAUUCCAUAUUAAGAUACUAUUUUUAAAUGAUAAUAAGGAGCAGAAUAAUAGUCCAACAGUCAGUGAAAUCAUGCCAGAAAGACCUGAUCACAAAGCGGACUGAAACCAUGACUUACUAUUUCAAGAUGAGCCAAAAUACAUUAAGAAAACAAUAUGAAAGAACAACAUAAAUCAAAUUAUAAGAAGGCAGAAAGGGUUGAACUCAAGAACGAAUAAGAUAUAAAAAUAAUUUCAGAAAUAAAAUCUAAGCUAGAUGGACCAGAGAGUUAAUAAUCACAACAGAUAAUGCCUUAGGAGGAAUAUAAGGUAAAAGAGAGGGUUAAAAAAAUCAAAAUUAAGAGAUUAAAAAAAAAGACUCAAGAGAAAGUGACAAAUACUGAAGACAAGUAAAGAACACUGAAUAUACAGUAACACGAAUCCAAGAAGAAGAAAACCAAAGCAAAGGAAUAGAAUAAAUAUUAAAACUGUAAUGCAAGGAAACUUUUUUGAAAUUAAAAAGAGAAAAGUUAACACUAUAUACUGAAAGAAUACUUCACAUAUCUGAGACUGUCAACCAGAACCACUAAUAUCAAACCCACAAAUUACUGGAUUUUAAGACCAAGAAAAAAUCCUUUGGGCAUCUAAGCAAAAAGAGGAAGUGAUUUAUAAUAAAAAUGCCUUUUUCAACACAAUAGGACAGAAGAAAAUGGACUAACAUAUUUGAGAUACUAAUGAAAAGAAAAUGCAAGUCAAGGAUUUUUAUAUCCAGCAAAACUGACUUUCAAGUAUGAAAGGUUCAAAUUGUUAUCAAUAGGAAAGAAUUUAGGAAAUACUGUGCCCACGAGUCUUUUCUGAUGAAUCUAUUAGAGCACAAGCUUCAGACAAUCAAACUGACCAGGGACACAUGGACAUAAGGCCUAGUGAUGAACAUGAAAUAAACAGUUAUUACAGAACAAGGGAGAGAGGGCAGUGUGCAGUGUCUAUGUGCUUUGGCAAUGUAGAUAUGGUAUAACUUUUUAAGUGGAGGGAAGAUAAAUGGGGAGAGACUUUGCAAAAAAAAAAAAUUAACUCUUGUCAGUAGUUUUACUGGUGGUGGGAAUAUCUGUACUCUUGUCCUGAGACUAUUGUGUAAGUAAUGUAAAGCAUGAGAGUUAAUAUGGGAUAUUCUAAUUAUAUCAUUCCUGUGUCAUUGAGAACCAGGAUUUGCAGAGUGGAAGAAAAGAGAUGCAGAUAUAAACUGGAAGAAGGUAAAAAAACUCCUAUGUCCUGAACUUGAAUUAGAAAUAUCAUUGUACAACAUGGGGAAUAUAUCCCAUUUUUAUAAUGACUAUAAAUGCAGUAUAACCUUUAAAAAUUAUGAAUCACUAUAUUGUACACCUGUAACAUAUAAUACUGUACACCAACUAUACUUCAAUUUAAAAAAUUAUAAUUUUCAAAAAGUGAUGUGGAAAGUAAAAAAAAAGAAAUGUCAAUAAAAACUCUUAGAGAUUUUAUCUUUAAAUAUAUAUUUUCUAGCUCUAACUGCUAAAAAGACUUAGAAACAAUUAUAUAUCCAGUAGUAUUCCUAGUAUCCAUGUUGUGAUUUUUUUUUUUUUUUUUUUUUUUUUUUUGUGAUACGCGGGCCUCUCACUGUUGUGGCCUCUCCCGUUGCGGAGCACAGGCUCCGGACGCGCAGGCUCAGCGGCCAUGGCGCACGGGCCCCGCCGCUCCGCGGCACGUGGGAUCCUCCCGGACCGGGGCACGAACCUGUGUCCCCUGCAUCGGCAGGGGGACUCUCAACCACUGCGCCACCAGGGAAGCCCCAUGUUGUGAUUUUUUAAAUACCACUUCCCACAUG